AUGGGAAUAUUUUCAAACAAGAUUUCUAGGGAGGAGCUCCACCCUGGAGAUCACAUCUAUGCUUAUAGAAGCCGGCAUGCAUACUCCCACCAUGGUAUAUUUGUUGGGAACGAUAGGGUGAUUCAUUUCACUUCAACAGAUGAACCAAAAAGUAGUAGCUCAUCGACAGUGCCUCCAUGUGGAAACUGCGGGCAUGACCCAAACACAAAACGGGGAGUGCUGAGAACCUGCAUCGAUUGCUUCCUAAAAGACCACAACCUGCUUCGCUUCGAAUACGAGGUCUCUCCACUACACUUCAUAUUCAAACAAAAAGGAACUUGCAGUACUAAGCGUUGCUAUUCAAACGAUGAAAUUGUAUGUCGUGCCACCGAGAUUUUCAACAAAGAUAAGGUUCAUGGGAAGGGGUUUGGUGACUACGACUUGUUUAAAAACAACUGCGAAAACUUUGCCAGUUACUGCAAAAGAGGCACGCCCGUGAGCGAGCAGGCUCGCAAGGCAAUGGGUAUUGCAGAUGCAUCCUUGGGCACCAAUACUCCAUCCACAUCUACUUCCAAGACUGCUAUGUUUCUUUCUAUUUUUGCUUCCAAGUCGUCUUAA
Molecule: messenger RNA, 597 nt
Organism: Prunus avium (sweet cherry)
Lineage: Eukaryota; Viridiplantae; Streptophyta; Magnoliopsida; Rosales; Rosaceae
Source: RefSeq, a predicted model, not a curated record